GUUUAAAAAAGAAAGAAAAAAAAUGAUACAUUGUCUGACACCCAACUCACUGAUGAUGACGAUGAUGGCACCAGCCCGACUUUCUUAUUUGUAAACACUGGUGCUCGCCUCGUAGUGUUGUGACAGCCGCUGCCUUCAUGGUGACUGCCUAAAAGAAGGGGAGUGAGUGAGCACCAGGAUGGCCACCGCGGAUGUAAUAAGGGAGGCUGCCUUGUACCUCGAAUAUUUCCUGAAGGGAUUGUCAGAAUGUAGUGUUAUCGGGAGCUACACGGUACAGUUCCUGGAGACGAGAGGCUUCAGUCCCCGCCUGCAGAGUUCCCUAGCUGCUCAUCUUCUGCAACUCAUCUCCAAUAUGAAGAGUUUAUUGGUAAAAAUAGAUGAGUCUUUUAGCCCAUUUUGUAAUGCUGAAAUUCAGACUGAUGAAAUCAGUGAAUGCUCUUUGUGUAAGUGUCAGGAGUCCCUCAUCACUCCCAUGAAGUCUCCUUCUAUGGAGGACACCAAAGUGGAGUUGGAAUCUGGUUCACAAGGAAAAGGUUAUGAACCACCAGAGUUGGUGCAGCUGUUGUCAUCAUCACCUCUGAUCCACCUGAAGCAGGAGAUCACAUGUGUGCCUGAGCCUGUCUCCUCCAGCUCAGCACAUUGUCCAGGAGUGGAGAUGACCAUAAGUGACAUAGAUAUUAAGGAGUUAAAGACAAAGAACACCUUGAAAUUGCAUGAAAAUAAUGACUGCUCAAGUUCCCAAAUUGGCAAGUGUGUGCUCACUUCCCCACUGAGUGUCGGGACACCCCUGGAACACAUGGAGCUGGACUAUGUGACUUCAGCUCACCUAGAUGAGGAUGGCACAGGAGAGAUUCUUCUACAUGAUCUGGAAGGUUCAGAGGUUGCAUCAUCAGACGGCUUGAUGUACUCUGUGUACACUAUGAACCCAGGCGGAUCUUUGCAACUUGUCAGCAGAGUCCUCAGUAAGACUUCUAUGUCCAAAGAUGCCUCAGAAGACCAGACAGAAAAAACAGUUAUCAAGACAAACACCAUGAAAGAUACCCAAGAGACAUCUCCCCAAGUUGAGACCCUCAGUGUAGGAAGCAUGCAUGCAGAAGGGACAGAGGGAAGCCAGGAAGAAAUGGUGGUGGCUCCAGAUAUUUCUAGUUUUGAUGAAACACAGUUCAAGAGGCCAAAUGACAUCAAAACUUCUAAAAAGACAGUGUCAUCCCAGGGGAGUCCUGCAGGAACUAUACUCACAGACAUUGUCAGGCUGGGACCUGAAGAUCUUGGCAGUGGAACUUGGUGCAGCAUCUGUGAGAAAGAAUUUCCUUCUGCAGGAAGUCUUAAAGUCCAUCUGUCUCGAGCUCAUAGUCAGAUCAAGUGGUGUCUUACCUGUACAAAGACAAUGAAUUCUGAAGAGGAGAUGUGUGACCAUGUUCGAGAGUGUCACAGUGACUUGCCCUUCAUCUGCGUGGUGUGUGGUCAGACUCUGAGGACAAAUGCUGCUUUCCAGAGACAUAUGGACAUCCACAAAGGCCUGCGAGGAAGUGCAUGUGAGAUUUGUGGACAGACAUUUUCUAGAACCGAAUAUUAUCGUGAGCACAAGAGGAUCCAUACAGGCGAGAAACCUUAUGAGUGUGAGACGUGCAAGAAAGCUUUCAGCAGGUCAAGCAACUUGUAUGCUCACAUGAGGAUUCACAAUGAAGGACAGCGACACAUGUGUGAUGUGUGCAUGAAAUCCUUUGCACGAGCAGACAAGUUGAAGGACCACAUGAUACGACAUUUGCAAAUCAAACGGUAUGCAUGCCGCCUGUGUCCCAAGGCUUACAAUGAGAAGAGGGAUCUGACCAAGCACCUGGAGAAGAUACACGCCGGCCAUGCCAACGUAGAAAACAGACAGGAGUUUAUAAUAGGGAACUAAAGUUUAGUUCUAAUUUUUAGAGGCAAAUCUCAUAUCACCUGUGAGUGGAGUCAGUCUCCAUGCCCUUACAGGAGUAUAUAAAUGAUUCACAGGGUAUGCACCAAACUUCCUUUGAAGUGCCACAGUAGCCAGGGAGUUGUGAGUGGCUGGAGGCAGCUGUACCCCUCAUAAGGAUGAGUAUUGCCAUCAUCUUUGUACAUAUCUGACUACACAUCUGCUGAAAUGUUUUAGGAAGGAUGACCACAAUAGAUCUCCAUGUGCUCCUGAUAAUAUACCUCAUUGUUGCACAAUGAAAUUCUCUCUCUCUCUCUCUCUCUCUCUCUCUCUCUCUCUCUCUCUCUCUCUCUCUCUCUCUCUCUCUCUCUCUCUCUCUCUCUCUCUCUCUCUCUCUCUCUCUCUCUCUCUCUCUCUCUUGUAUACUGUAUUCUAUCAUUUUAUAAGAGGCUGUUCUCAUACCCCUCACUAAAAUUCAUCUUACUCUUGUACCUUUCUCAUCUCAUUUUCAACCAUUCUUUCCAAGUGACCAAACCAUCUCAGGGUGCUUCAUUUCAUCAUCACCAGACAGUCAAGAAUAUGGGUUGGAUGCUGCAAUAAUUGGUCUGUCUUGAAGGAUGAGGAAGUUAAAGACCAAUUCGCCAAGUUGGCCAGGGAAGGGAGAAGAAAUCCAAAGGUGGUGAACACUAAAGUCUCCAGGAAUAGAGAUCUUCGUGAUUGGGAAGUGUGCCAGGAUGUGCUCGACUUUCGAUGUUAAAUAGUAAAAGAAAUUUCUGUAGGUACUAGUUGAUUUGUAAUGCACAGCAGAAAAACAAAAUAUGGAACCAUCUUUGUAAGAGAGGUGAUCAGAAAGUAAUGACAGUUGGACUUGUUGCAGAGAGAGCAUGAGACUUGAGAGAGAGGGAAGUGAGGGGCAUCAAGUGUUGCCUAUUAUGAAUCAUUUGAAUUUAUAGCUACUUGGCUGGGUUUCAUUUUCUCAUUGCACUGUGUGAUUGUGUCAGUGUUGGUUUCAUUCCCUCACCAGAAACACAGAUUUCUCGAAAGAAGGUUCUACUUGUAUUAGCUGGAAAAUUGGCAAAAAAAGCAACAGAGAUCAGAAGGGAAUUAUUGCAAGUUACUCCCAAGUCUACUCCAUCACUGGAAAUAGUUUCCCCACUAGAUUUGAGGUUUCACAACUGGAAAAAUUCAGUUGGAAGAUGACCAUCACUCUAGAUGCCAUUGGAUAUUUGUGACAGAAGCAACAAUGAUCUUUGCUCGGGCCAUCAGUGACGAAGAUCCUCGAUUCUUAUCCUUUGAGCUUGGUGUCAGUUAUAAGAGUGCAGAUGACAUUGUGCUUGAACAUUUAGGACUGAGGAAGAAGUGUGCUUAAUGGUUACCCCAUUUGCUAACAUAAGAGAAGAGCAAACAGGUGUGGUUUUGUCAUUUUUAGGUGGCUGAAUUUGAGCCAAAUGGUCCAAAAAAAUGCUCAGAUAUUGCUACUGGCAAUGAGUUGGAUUUCUUUUUUCAUCACCAGAGACAAACAGUUCAGUUUGGUGUGGUUGAGGGAUGAAAAGCUUUGACCUCUGAUUUUUUUUAAAGAAGGCUGAAUACCAUGACUGCUUCAUGUAGUGGCAAAGGAGGAUGGAAUGCUGCAUAGAGGUAGGAGGAGAGUACUUUGAAGGAAUGUAGGCCACUGUGCUAUCAAAAUAUAUGGUCUCAUGGUCAUUACUUUUUGAUCUCCCGUCAUAGUUUCUUGUAUUGACCAAGAGAAAUACAACUUGGGAGCACCUUGGUAUAUCAGAGCCAGACCCAAGAUGUGAAGGAGGCUGUGGACCUCUUAGGCUGUGAGUGAGGACUGCCUGCCUAGGUGAUCUCAACUGCCUUUGGAACUUGCUUUACUGUGCAAGUGUUGAAAUUAUCUUCAUGUAUCACUAAUAUAAUGCUAUAAUAAAGCUGAUUUUUCUUAAACAGAUAAUACAAGAACAAAAUAAAAAUCCUGUAAUGAAAACUAGAAGCAAACCUUGCAAUGGCAAAUGUAGCAGAACUAUUGAGUCUUCAUUCAUGUGGUUCCUUUUCAAUAUGGAGAUGUUUGAAUCUCUGGCAAAUUUAUCCAUCAAUUUAUGUAUGAUUAGAAUAUCGUGAAUGUAUGGUAAGAAAAAAUUAAUAAGAAAAUAAUGCCUAGUUUAGAAUUUGUAAUUAAUGUAUUACUUUGAAUAUCAAAUUAUAUGACUAAAUAGACUAAGUCACCUCUCAUCAGUGACACAACACUGCUGAGAGGUAGAUGGUAAUAAAGGAUUAUCAAGGUUAAGCUGCAAGGAAGACCACAAAGAUUCAACAAUUGUUUGAAGUGUUAAAAGAAUUUAUUGUAUAGAACUUUAUUUUCACUUUUGUGGGAUGCCCUAUUUUUCAAAAUCUUGUGGCCUUAACAGAAACAGGUUAUUCUUACAUGAAAGGCCAGUUACGAUUACUUACUUAUACAACUUAUUUGUACCUAUACCUAUAUUUGAUUAAAUACUAAUAAAGAUUAGCUUAACCUC
Messenger RNA from Portunus trituberculatus (swimming crab), 4413 nucleotides. Its product is annotated as zinc finger protein 470-like. The transcript has 9 exons. NCBI's taxonomy places the organism in Eukaryota, Metazoa, Arthropoda, Malacostraca, Decapoda, Portunidae. The record is from RefSeq and is a predicted model, not a curated record. Gene Ontology annotation, molecular function: DNA-binding transcription factor activity; RNA polymerase II cis-regulatory region sequence-specific DNA binding. Gene Ontology annotation, biological process: regulation of transcription by RNA polymerase II. Bases 179 to 1903 code for a protein of 574 amino acids.